UCGCGAAGGAAAGAAACUCCUCCCUGCUGACAACAAGCUCUCCUAGCGCAAUGGUCUCGUGGAUUAUUUCCAGGCUUGUGGUGCUCAUAUUUGGGACACUGUACCCCGCAUACUCGUCAUACAAAGCGGUCAAAUCAAAAGAUGUGAGAGAAUAUGUAAAAUGGAUGAUGUAUUGGAUAAUAUUUGCACUAUUCACAACAGCUGAAGUGAUCACAGAUUUAUUCUUGUGCUGGCUUCCAUUUUACUAUGAGCUCAAAAUUGCUUUUAUGGUGUGGUUACUUUCACCAUACACAAAAGGAUCUAGUGUGCUGUACAGGAAGUUCGUCCAUCCGACUUUGUCCUCUAAAGAAAAGGACAUUGAUGAAUAUCUGUGCCAAGCAAAGGACAAAAGUUAUGACACCUUGAUGCACUUUGGACGGAAAAGCCUGAAUGUGGCGGCUACAGCUGCAGUAAUGGCUGCCUCUAAGGGGCAGGGUGUGCUAUCAGAUCGCUUGCGGAGUUUCAGCAUGCAUGAUCUGACCACCAUAGACUCAGAGGAUCCGGCAAAGAGUUCUGCUUCCGUGACCACUCAGCCUUCAUUGAGUCAGCACAGAACUCGCGCCAUGACGCGCAGCAAAUCUGAGGCUGCCUACGGCAAGAGCUCAGAGUUUGACAUAGCUGAGUUUGAGAUGUUGAAUGUGGAGCAGUUUGCGAGUGUGGAGCCUUCUUUCCUUGCGCCUCGAAAACCCACCCCACUACCAAGAUCCAUCAGCAGUCCAAGCCAGCCUCUUUUACACCCUGAGCCUUUCCAGGACAAACGCGCACCCCCUCCAUCUGAGGACCCAGAGGUGCCAGGCGACAGGGAAAAUGAGGGGGACGUCCCAGACUACUCAGCCCAACAUGGACUGCUUAAGAGACGUGCCCCAGAGCCUCCUCCUAGAGCUUUAAGACCUCUCACCAGAUCCAGAUCCAAGAACGCCCUAUCAGCAAACCCUGAGGCCAUGUGACUGUGCAUAUGCUGUGAGACUGCUUUAGCUGCCUUAACUGCAACAUGAGGACACAGGAAAAGAGAAGGAAGGGGGGGACACACACGGCAAUGCAGACAAGAGAUCAAAUAUUUAAAGCAGCCUCGUUCUCUAAUGAGGUAACCAAAGCGGCGUGCGACUUUAUCCCGUCUGAUCUUUGACAUCCGAGGGGGGGAGGGUUCUGUUGAGGUAGCAAAUGUAUGUGGCACCAUUUGGAGACUCGUAAACACUUAAAAAUUUGUGUUGUACAUAUUUACUGUAUGUGAAGAGUGUGUGUUUGCUUCCUUUUUUUUGUAUGACUUUGCGAGAGACAGAAGCAUGCCUGUCCCUCUGUAUGUCUGUCAUGAGAGCAACAUUUGUCUCUCACCACCUAAGCAUUGUACAGUAGCCACUACACUGACUGUUGGGGGUACUGCAACGACUCUUCGGUAGACUUUUAAGGCUUCGUGUCUCUUUAUGCACUGGUAUGGGGCACAAGUGGGCACGACAGCAUCGUCCUCUCAGGAUAUGUAGCCCACAGUGCAUUAAUAAUAUUAGUCCAGAGACAAAUACAUAUUUAAAAAGAGAGAGUGACUUUUACCUUAUAAUCUCCACCAAAAAUGUAUGAAAGUUAAGAUAUUAAUCAUGUAUAUUUAAAGUAAUUUACAGGACAAAUGUGCAGUGAGGUUAGAUUUCAGUUGACUCUGUGAAAGAAUCGAUUUAAACUGAGCCUUUUCAGCCCAAACUCCUGGUUUUAUUCAUGCUGUUGUCAGAUAGUGGGAUGGGGCCUGUUACAUAAUAAAAGUCCAUUACAAAAGAAAGAAAAAAAGGAAAAACAUUGAAAACUUCAGACUGGUUUAUUCAUCCUAGCGAAUUAAUGCAUUUUCAAAGUAGCAUUCUUUUGGCAUUUUAUAGUAGCAUUUCUGGAUUUCUUAACAAGCAUAAUCAUUUAGUUUCAAAUGAAUUCUGUUUUUCCUUUCUGUUGUCUUUAAAUUCUGUAGCUUAGAACAUAUAUAUAUAUAAAAAAAAAAACAUGAAUUCAUAUUCCGCUUCAUUUAACUAUGAAAUUUAGUGAAAUGAAAUUGCAAGUAUGAAUUCACACAAAAUUUUGACGACCUGAAUGUUUCUUGGACUGUUUUUUUAAUAUAUUUUUUUAUUUACUUCUUCAUACCAGUCUGGAGUCGUCAGUAUUACUACACUUAUGUGCACUAGUUGUUCAAAAUAAUAAUGCUGUGAGCUCUGUAACAUACACACAAGAUGGAAAAUGUGGCACUUCACUCACUGAUAGUUUAGUUCUCAUACAUUUAGCCAUUAAAGCGUUGCAAGCAGCCGAUAAAAGUCAGAACACUGUGUAGUCAGACCGCUCACAACACUACUGAAUAAUUGAAACUGGUCCAGAUGUGAUGUCAUAGCACUGCUUAAUACGAUUCUAGCUGUAAAAUUCUCAUCAGCACUGAUGCACUAAAUUGCACGGCUGCCACUGUGUCCAUGUUAAAGAGACUUUCACAGAGGGAGGGUGUCUAUCAUGUUGGGAAAAUGAUGACAAUCUGUUUUUAACCUCUUUUCCGCUUUCAGAUGUCAGGUAGCAAAAGCCUAUAUUGUCUCACAGCGACACAGGAAAUGUUUUUUUGCUCUUUUUUUUAAGUAGAUAUCUUUCUCAGGUACAGUUUGUUACAUCUUACCACAUUAAGCAUUAAAGAUGAAAUGUUAAAGGAAAAGCAUAAUGCUGCGGAAUAUGAAAUGAGAAAAAACAAAAAAAAAGAUUGUGAAUUAAUUUUAAUUAAUUAAUUAAUUAAUUGACUGAUUAAUUAAUUGAUUGAUUGGAUUGUUUAGGCCAGAUGAGCAGACAGCCAGCAUUAUAAUUGCUCACUUGACAUUUCAACUUUGAAAGAAAUAAACUAAGUACACCAUAAUUCCAAAGAAGUUGGAACAGUAUAAAAAUUGGCCAUAAGAAAAAACAGGAGUCAUCUGUGAAGUGUCUUCACCUUGAAAACUCUGCAACAUGUUCAUUGAUAAUAUACCAAUGUGAAACUUAUUGUUUGUUGAAAAUAUGCACUAAUUUCCAAUCUGACGGCUGUAAUAUUUUCCAAAAAAGGUUGGGACAGGGCCAAUUUAAGCCCUAAGGACUAAUAACAAUGUAGCAAGUAGACAUUACAAGGUGAUGAGAAACAAGUGCUGUUAAACAGGUGACCCAUUUAUGUUACCCAGUAGUAUAUCAGGAGUUUUAAAAAAAGGCCUUGUUCUUCUAGAGAAUAGAAUGGACAGGCUCACCAAUUUACCAACAGAUACAGCAGCAAAUUAUCUAAUACUUAGAGGAUAACCUUCCCCAAUGUUAGUACUCAAUCUCAAGAGAAGGGCUGAACACCACGGCUGAAUAUGUGUGAUCUCUGAUCCUUCAGACAUCACUGUCUUAAAACAGUCAUGCUUCUAUAGAAUUACCAUUGUGUAUGAAAUGUGCUAUACAAAUAAACUUGCCUUGCCUAUAGUGUAUAUUAGCUUGUGAACACUGUGUUUAUUAACACCAUUCAUUGCAGCAUUAACAGAUGCAAC
Messenger RNA from Clarias gariepinus (North African catfish), 3533 nucleotides. It is a transcript of the gene reep1, whose product is annotated as receptor accessory protein 1. The record is from RefSeq and is a predicted model, not a curated record. Gene Ontology annotation, molecular function: microtubule binding. The coding region runs from base 51 to 986 and encodes 311 amino acids. NCBI's taxonomy places the organism in Eukaryota, Metazoa, Chordata, Actinopteri, Siluriformes, Clariidae. The transcript is spliced from 8 exons. Gene Ontology annotation, cellular component: endoplasmic reticulum membrane; endoplasmic reticulum tubular network; cytoplasmic microtubule. Gene Ontology annotation, biological process: endoplasmic reticulum tubular network organization.